CAAUCGAUCCUUUAGGGUGGACUAAGACAUGAACAUUUAGCUCCCAAUCACUGAUUGAUUUUAACUUAGAAACAGGCCAGCUCCUGACUGACAUAACACACUUUAGAUGUGCAGAGCAUUCAACAAGAUAAUUAGCAUCAAAGAGGAAACCAGAGGGAAUCACGGUCAGUGCACAUUUCCAGUUACUGCUGCUGCAUUGAUGCAUCACACUAUGUUGUUCAUUGGGCAGGUCUGUGCAGUCUUUUGGAUCAUAUCUCUGCUUUCAUACUCUGGUUCAGCCUAUGAGCUCCAGGACACCAUCCACACUCUGAAAGAGGAAAACUUUCACCUGCAGCACCGACUGGAGAAUCUCACCCAGGCCCUCAGGGAUAUAAAACACCUUCUGUCAGAGUAUUCCAAAGUUUCUGGAGGAGAGCAUGACCCUGGGUUUCUACACACCUGGAAGGAAUGGUCUCAACAUGGCAUCAGUAAAGACACUCACCAAACGCUGGAGCAGGUGCUCUGCUUAAGUGAACUCAAUGGUGCUGCUCAGCCUGUCUUCAUCACUCUUGGCUACUUUUUCCACCUCCUCUCACCACUCAUUCUUUUAUUGCUGUUAUGACUACUCAGAUUUCACUUCAUUCCUUGUACCUCUUACUGUUGAGAGAAAAAAUAUAGGGAUUUCUGGGAUUGAGGAAGGCCUAGGUGUUGUGAUGUUCAGGGAUUUGCAUACAUUUAGACUGAUAUUACCACAUUAUUUAGAGAGUAGUGAUUAGAAACACAAAAUAAAUCAAUUAGCUGAUGAAGUAACUCACAUUCCUUCACAUUAGCUUAGCAUCAUUUAUGAUCAAAACACUGAAUGUUUUAUAUUCUAAACACAAAAAAGCAAUUGUUUCAUCUUAGAUGCAGCAUGAAAAUGUUACCAUACUAUUAUAAUGGUAGAGAAAACCCUGGGUUAGGAGUUUAAUAAGAUUCAUAAACAGCAAAGUAAUAAAUAAUUUUUUUUCUUCAUAUUGUAUUUUUGUAUGUUACUAUGUACGUUACAUUACUUACUACUCAAACAUCUACAACAUUUUUUUGUCAAAGUGGAUAAUGGUUUAGAGGGAGAAAAUAUAAUAGACCAGGGGACACUUAAACCACCCACAAUUUCUGUAGUAGAAAAGGUGCAACUCUAAUAUGCAGCAAAAUAUUUACUCAGACAUCAUUCAUUUUUGCAAGGCCAUUAUUUCAGUUCUUUGAAAUAUAGCUGCAUGGUUCCUAUUCCAGUUGUAAUAUACUAUUUUUUUAAAUUGCUGGACAUGAAGUAAAGGCAAUAGGUGCAAAUAUUAAAGUAGUUAAUAAUUACUAUGUAUGUAUGUAUAAUUACUAGAUACCACAUUCUUAUGGGAGUGAUAAAAGUCACUGUAUCUCCUUUACAGAUAAAGAAUAUCUUUAUUUGCUCACACAAACUGCUGAGGACAGAUGCAUGUGAUGGUGCACAUCCUUUGGUGAUUUUAUGUGUUUGAUGUCGUCCUGAAUCCAACAAUGUUACAUUUUGUCUGUUAAAUCAGUCUUUGUCUGCUUAAUUAAAAUCACCCUCGCUGCAUAGAUUAUAAAUCGGUGCAUUUGUACUUUAAUUUACAUUUGAUUAUGCUGAAUGGAUUGUCAAUUUACAUUUACAAAGACUUGAUCUGGGUUGCUGCAGCAAUGCCUGCAGAAAAAAAUGUGUCUUUGUAUGAGUCAAACGAGUCAUAUUUUUACUCUAAAAUGCAUCAUUAAAACAUCAUUAAAGCAGGAACCUCAUGACCACAGCAUCGAAUAUCGACAGUGACAGUGUGACAGAGUGAGUGAUUGAGUAGCAGUUACUCUGUUGAUGCUCACAAAAUGUUUGAGAGCAUUGACAGAGUGACGGUGUAUCACUCAUUACUGUCCCCCAUUAACCUACAUUUAAGAGCAGACAGUUCAAAUGGUACCUACACAUUCCACUGACAGAUUAGCAAUCGUAUGGAUUUCUUCGUGGCAACGGGUCAUUCACUUACAAUCACUGCUCACUUUGAUGUUGUGCACUGUGGUUUUUGUUUGGUUUAAGACUACAACAAUAUUCUACAAAAGUUGCCAUUGCUAUGACUGCUUCACCAUUAAUGACAAAAACACAAACACAGCUGAAUUCUUUCUUUAUAACACAGACACAAUGCAUACAUGGCAUCUAGUAUGAUUCCAGAAAGAGUUACAUAGUAAACAUACACGCUGCUUAUGAUUAUUCAUGUUAAAUAAGCGUUAAAAGCAACUAAAAAUCAAGUACAAUAACAAUAAACACUGGGCCCAGACACUAAGGAAAUAGUAACUUUAUAAAUGUUUAAUAUAAAGUUAAAUGUUACAUGAGAAUAUAAAGUUACUAACAUUUCUACCUUUGAAGCCAAGUGUGUCCAUAAUUUGCAGAGUAGUAGCAUAUUUAACCCACAAGGCCUCUAAAACUACCAAAAAAUCCUGAAGGUAAAAACUGCUGAAAAUUAUAAAACCUCCAGCUAUUCAAGCUUAAACCCUAAAUUACUUAGUUUAAGUAUUUGCUAACUAGACAAGAUACAGCAGAUACAUAUAAUAACUGUAAAUCACAGAAAUUCAGAGUAUUAGUACAUUUUAUUUUCAUCACUGUGAUGAGAUGAAUAACUGAUUUUAUCCACACACUUUUGAGCCUGAUUCAACUGGUUGUUAAUGGAUUACUAAAGCUUGUGUUUUUAUCUUCAAAUCUGGUCUGGUCUGUGAAUAGGUAAUGCCUUCUAUUAUUUUACCCUGAUGGUUCUCUUGUGGACAAAAGUCAAUUUCACCUAGUUUCGCCCAUGUUUUUGAAGUAAACCUCCAACAGUUACAUACAAAUUUAAAGUUUGUGUGUGCAUAUAAUUGUUCAUGUGCUGUACAGAUGCAUACUGUGCACUUAUCUGGGAUGUUCUGAGGGAAUAGGAGACUAGAAAUUAAUGAAUGUGUUGAGAACUUCUUUUUAAACAACUGAUCAAAAUGAAAGGUUUUAUGCUUCACUACAGAGGAUGGCCUUGAAUGAGACUGGACAGUGUGGGUGUGUGUUGUGGGGGUGGAGUACACAUGUAGCGGCUGUUGCUCGUUGUUCUCAAUCAGCUGUAAUUGUAAUUCAUUGAAAGAACAGAAGCCGUGCAGAGGCUGUAGACGGACAGACACACAGAGACUGAUGAGGGAUGGACUGACAACAAGCAGCACAGAAACAAUCAUUGGACACUAAAACUGACACCAUGGAUGAAGCAGUACGGCGGUCGCCUCAUGCUCCUGCUCUACAGUAGGAUGCAUGUCAAUAGCACCCACUGGUUGCUCCCACAGAUGUCGUCCCACCUUUGCUUAAUUUUUCUGUCCAGCUUGACAGUCUCAUCUCCUCUGGGUUUGGAGGAUGUUUUCUUUAGCCCUCAGGAUCAGACGAUCAAUGAAGGAGAAUCAGUUUUCUUUCCAUGUGUGUCAGGAGAGAGUUCACCUCCUGCACGGAUCAGCUGGCUCAAAGAUGGGAAGCUGGUUACAAGAGGGCGACAGAUUCAGGGUGAAUAUGGAGGUGGUAACCAGAGGAAGACCUCAGGCACUCUGCAUCUUUUCAACGUAACAUUAGAGGAUGAUGGGAUAUAUGUUUGUCUCACAUACAAUCCUUCACUGAACAUCAGCAAGAUGAGCAAACCAGCAACCUUAACUGUGCAACGAGUCCCACAAAGACCACAGAUAAUCCAGGGCCCUGACAACAUCACUGUUACCAUGGGAACAGAGGUCUCCAUGCACUGUACUGUCCUCGGCUUCCCUGUUCCCAUGGUGCACUGGUUCAAAGACGGCUGCCUCCUGACAAACUGCUCCACAUCGUUCAGCCUCCAGAACAAUGGACAGCUGCUCACAUUCAGAAAUGUGACUAAGGAGGAUGAAGGCUCCUAUCACUGUGAAGCAUCCAACCAGGAAGAGACGAUUAAGUCCCAGCCCGGCUUCCUACUUCCAGCUGAGAUGGACUGGAGUUUUGUCCAGCAGCCAACAAAUGUGAGUGUAAAGAGAGGAGACAAUGCGACGGUCACCUGCAGACCUCCUCACAGCACACCCACAGCUCAGGUGUCCUGGUUCAAAAACAACCAGCUGCUCAGUCCUGCAGCUCAUGUCACUGUGCUGCCCAGUGGGGACCUUUUCUUUCACAGUGUUCAGGAGUCUGACAGUGGAAGCUAUUUUUGCAGAGCAGCCAACACCCACCUUCAAAGAUUUCUCACCUCUAGGAGGGCAACAAUAACUGUGCUGGCCCCUCCAUCAGUGAGCCUGUGGCCCCAGAUGCUAACAGUGCCAGUAGGGGCCCGGGUGGUUCUGGAGUGUCAGGUCUCCGGUCGGCCUGUACCCUCUAUCAGCUGGGUCAAGAGAGGUUACUCCAAGCAGACUGGAGGCAAGACUGUUGUAGGAUUGAGAAAUGCUACCCUCUCCAUCCAGUCUGCCAGGAGCUACGAUGAGGGGGUGUAUGUUUGUGAGGCCUCCAACCCACUGGGUCAAAGUCAGCGCACAGCAGUGCUCAAAGUGGCAGUGAGCCCUGUCAUAGUGAGCUUUGCAGGUGAGGUGAGCUGCAGUAUAGGGGCCACAGCGGUCCUGCCCUGCAAGGCUGUGGGGAUUCAGCCCAUCGUAUAUUCAUGGUCUAAGGGCAGAGCAGACAGGAACAUCCCCAUCAUUCCAACUGAAGAAACAUACAUUGAUGAUGGAGCUCUGCACAUUUUAACAGUGCACUGGUAUGAUGAAGGAGAAUACUAUUGUCUCGCCAAAAACCGAGCAGGAGAGCAUCAGAGACGUACUGUCCUCACUGUCACAGCUGAAGAUUAUCCAGCAGAUAGAGGCAAGCAGACAAGACUGGUUUUGUCUGCAAACGUGAAUAAAAAAAAGCCAAUUUCCAAUGUAUCUGUGGCAGAGCAACGUCUGAAAACAGAACCUCGCCAGCAUGUUCAGACUGUGACCACAUGCUCCUCGUCUCACUGUGGUGCUCUAACUAAUGUAGCAGUCACAUUUUCUACUUCCCUUAAUGAAAGAGCAUCUGAGCUAAAGACAACACCACCUUUGUUCCACCUUCUUACACAAAAGCAACAGAAUCAGCCUCCAGUCAGUCCUAUGCAGUUUUUAGUUUCACAGAUGCCGCCGCCUAUUUUCCCCCCUCCACCAUAUCCGAACUUUAAAGCUUUAGACCUCCACACUCAAAUGCCAACAACUGGUGAGCCUCCAGAAAUACAGAGGCAGCUACUGUCCUCACAAAGCCCAUCUGAUUUUCCAAAAGCAACAAUCAAAACACAUGAACAUCCGUUUAAUGAUGGAUCCAAAAAAACCCUUGACACCAAAGGCUCUGUGUCCCAAACUAGUCAAAUCCCUGAGACAAGCCAAUCUAAAUCAUCCUCACAUCUUCAGACAAGUAAACCUUAUGACCUUUCCGACGUUCAUUCACAUUCUGUGACACAAAGAGAUGCUUCUGCAACCCAGACUAACACAAGCCACUCAGGUUCAGUCACCUUGUUCUCUGAUGUACAAACUAAUUUGCAUGAAGUGGUUACGAAACACGAAUCCCUGCAGUUCCAUACUGAGUUAACGCAGAUAAAGCUGAAUCACUCAGCUGAACCUUUACAUCAGAAGACGUAUCAGCAGCCCACAAACCUGCCAGCUCUGUCUUAUCCAUCGCAAUCCUUUACUCAAAGUCUUUUUCCAAAGUCCCGUCCCGAGAAUUCAACUCUCCAGACUCAUUUGUCUUCAACACAACUUCUGUCCAAGUCUGGAGAAUCCCACCUUAAUGUUGAACCUUCACCCACACGACAAACUUCAACCAUACAGACGCCUCUUCAAAUACAACCCCCCUUAUCUCCAACACAGUCACCUCUGCCACAAACUGAAUCUUUACCCCUCAAACACAAACCUACUCAGUCUCUAAAGCCCCAGAUUUCAGUCUCUAGCAUCUAUCCUGCUGAUCAAACCUCUAAUCUUUCAACCCUGGACUCCUGGAGGGUUCCUGUUCUCAGUCAGUUUAAUAUAUCUGAUCAGGCACAAGUGAAUUCCAGCAAUGAUCAUCCAGUUCAGACAACUGAAUCAGCCAAUGACACAAAGCCUACAGAGUUAUUGAGGAGGAAUACGUCCCAAUCACCCAUGACCAGCAAUGAUCCCAGAGUGACGCAGCAGUCUCCGUCUUGGCUGCCAGUGCUGGAGAAACAUGACAUCCCCAUCGUAGUAGGAGUGGGUGUGUCUUUGGCAUUCAUCUUCAUCACUGUUACCUUCUACUCAGUGGUCCAGACCAACGAACCUGCUCCGACAAGCAGAGCAGCCCAGAGGAAUCUUGGGGUCCCUGUGCGACAUGCUGAACGGCGAGCUGCAGGACGGACAUAUGAGAACAGAGCUUUUGAAGACGAUGACUGUGUGGCAGUGAUCGAGCAGAGCCCCAACACCUCAGACACCCGUGCCAGACCUCCAGGUCCCAGUCUGGUGACUGUGCAGCUGGAGCCCACAUCUGAGGACCUUCAGGAGGACAACCAGACUAAUCUGGAUCAUCACUCAGUCACUGUAGAGACUUACCCUGAGCCAGUUCUUGACACAAAGAUCGACCCGUCUCUGGAGGAGGAGAAGAGCUGUACUUUGUCCCAGCCUAGUAUCCAGCUGCAGUGUACUGAGGACUGGCUCAGAGGAGAAGACAACCACAGUCCAUGCAGAGACGCCUUGCCCCCUCCCUCACCCAUGCCCUCCCGUUCAGUGUCCCCCUCUCCACCAUCAAGGCGCGAUGAGGGUCUGCGCUCUUCUUUAACCCUGCAAACUACAGAGCCAAGUGUAGCACCCAUCCACCACAGCCUCAGCAUCUCCCAUGGCCACCCCCCUCUGCUCCUGUCACACCACGUCUCCCUGGGGCUCACAAAUGUGGCCGUGGAUGUUCAUUUUUACCCGGUCACCACUUCUCCAGUGUCUGUAGGGACUAGCACUCAUAUCAAUUCAGUGUCCAAUUCCACUUCAGGGCCUGUUCCUCUGUAUACUACACCAGUGACCAACAGUCAGGAGAAUGACCAAUCAGCUCCCAGAAUGCAUCACUGUAAGUAGAGUUCAAGACACACGGAUCCAAAACGACACUUCAUAAUUUGGCAUAAAUAAUGUAGGUAAACAGUUUCAGAUAUACACUUGUUUGCUUUCUAACCAACAGGUUAUAUACACUGACAUGUGUGUAUUGUAGUCUUGAAUUGGAGUCAGGGAAUGAUUCUUAGUUUUAUCUGAAGUGGUGAACAGAAUUUUAAAACCACAAUUUAGACUUAGAGAAACCUGUUCACCAUUCUAUCUGGUUCCAGUUUCCAGUGUACCUCCAAGGAAAACAACUUUCAAGUUUUUUUAACACAUUCAUUUGUUUGAUCAGACUAAUAAUAUGAGCUUCUCAGAUGUUUAUAUGAAAAUUUUCAACCUAAUACACGAGCACUUCAGACAGGUUUGUUUGGAAGGGAAAAGUGGCGCCCUGUUCAUUUUAUAAUGAUCUUUUAAUUGCAACAUUCUCUGCAUAUUAUGAAGAGAGUUGUGAUGACUUCACCUUCGUCUUUCUAUUUACUAAUUUUUACAGUCAGAUACUUCAACAGUUUUACCACCAACUGUGACAUUCUUGAUUUGUGAAACUGUCCUUUAAAUUAACCAACAUCAUAUAUGCUAAUGAUAGAUAAUACAAAGGGGAUUUAAAAUUUAAUGUCUCUCACCACUAAUUACCAUUUUCUGAAAUAAGGUCUCAUGGGACAUAAUCGAGGCCUUUGUAUAUAUGUUAACGUCAACAAAGCUAAGAUUAAAAAUAAUACAGCAAGCGAAGUUGCAUGUAAUAACAAUAAUAACUGAACACCACUUUUAAGUAAUGGUAUUAAGAUUAUCUAUCAAUAAAAUGUGCCAAACUAUAAAUCUGACAAACAUGCUUUUUUCUAAUUACAUGCAGUUUUAGUACUGGAACAUCAAAAUAAAUAGACUCUUGUGAGUUGGGCAGUUCACAGGGUUGUUGUUAAAAUGUAACAUAGUGUCUAUUUACACCAUUUUACUUAGAAUAUUGUACUAAAAAGAUAGAACAUUCUGUAUUAGCAUCUACAUAUUUUUUAUAUAUAGUUGUAUAUUUGAUAACUUCAGAGCUACACUUUUUGCACCAGUGGUUGCUGGUUUGAUUUAACAUGGUUCAGUGUAUUUUAGAGGAUACUGGUGAUUACAGCUACACCUUAGUCUUGCUUUAUGCUGUUUUUUUUCCACUAAAGGAUUUUUAAUGUGUUUGGUUUACUGUUCACAUCCUUGUUAGUAUUAAUAAUCAUCAAUUAUUUAAGUCACAUAUUUCUCUUUUAUUUAGUAAAACAGCCAAGGAUAUUUUGUCAGGAAAUAUUAUGUAUUUUGAGAGUGUCAUACAACUUGUUUCAAUCACCUGUUCAUUGUCUUAUGUGAAGCUACCGGACUGUUACACCUUUUAUUAAACCAAAGGAAGUUUAGAUGGGCUGUAUCAAUAAACAUGUAGACAACACAA
This is a messenger RNA of Sphaeramia orbicularis (orbiculate cardinalfish), 8467 nucleotides long. RefSeq names its product flocculation protein FLO11. NCBI's taxonomy places the organism in Eukaryota, Metazoa, Chordata, Actinopteri, Kurtiformes, Apogonidae. Bases 3223 to 7038 code for a protein of 1271 amino acids. The record is from RefSeq and is a predicted model, not a curated record. Gene Ontology annotation, molecular function: cell-cell adhesion mediator activity. The transcript is spliced from 21 exons. Gene Ontology annotation, cellular component: axon; plasma membrane. Gene Ontology annotation, biological process: dendrite self-avoidance; homophilic cell-cell adhesion; axon guidance.